UCGUUCGUUCACAUUAUAACCAUUCUUCGUUCUUUGUCGAUCACAGCACGAGGAGUUCAAAAAUAAAAGACCUGCUCUACUCAAAGGACUCUGCUUUAAAGCUCUAACCAAUUAAAAUGAAGUUGAUUUCUUGGAAACAUCGCGGAGCGGAAAUGCUUAAGUCGGGCCUGUUUUCAGAUAUAUGCAUUCUCGUCGGGGAUUCGAAAUUCCCUUGUCACCGAUUUAUGCUGGCCCGUACCUCGGAGUUCUUUGAAAAAUUGUUUCAAAGAGAUGGAGUUGACUCGGGAGAAGUGCGUUUGGAGGACACGGAACCCGAGGUGUUUCAAAUAAUUCUGAAUUUUAUUUACACAGAGGAAAAGGAGCUCUUUAAGAACCUUGAUUACACAAUUUUAUUAAAAAUUGUGCAAGCUGCUCAUAUGUGGCUUAUAAGGGAAGUGGAAGAAUUUUGCACUAAUAUACUUGGAACAUUAGCGGUAUUUAUGAAACCGGAACUAUUGAUGGAAUUGUAUGCGGGAUUUUACCUUCUUGAUAACAAGAUUUUCUUGGAUGGUAUUAUUGGGCUUCUUCAAAAGCGAUCUGUUAGUGACGCAACCUCUUUAAUAAUGGAACUAGGAUAUGAUUGUCUCAAAGAUUUUGUUCAGAAGUCUUCAAAAAUCUUCUCUGAAAGUGAACGCUUUGCCAUGGUUGAAAGUUGGAUUCAGAAACAUGCAAAACAACCUAAUUCCACGGAUGAAUACGUUUCUAUAUUAAGUUCCAUCGACUUUAAGAAAAUGACCGUCCAACAAUUUCGGGACGGGCCGGGAAAAUCAAAGCUGUUGGCUGACGUUGACAAGUACGAAAUAAUGACGGAAAUCGCUACAAAAGAAAUAAAACGCUCUAAAAUAAUCACAGAAGUCAUGAAGCUUAUAACUAAUUCUGGAACUCAUUCUUUUAUAAUCGCUGAAGUAAAUGUUGACAAAAUCUGGUACCAAUAUGGAUCUUAUGAGAGAAUGACCAUUGAGGAAUGGAGCAAUAUUCGUAAAACUAAAAUGAAUGUAAAUACGAUGAAUUCAAGACUUACUGAGGUCAUAUUUAUGAAUAAAUAUCAUUUCUACGCCAUAAAGUCAAAUUUUAUUAUAUUUACCGAUAAUAACUGUUUCCCAAUACAUAAACUUAAUUUAGAUAGUCAAAUGUUUUGAC
Drosophila bipectinata is the source of this 1179-nucleotide messenger RNA. RefSeq names its product BTB/POZ domain-containing protein 1-like. Lineage: Eukaryota; Metazoa; Arthropoda; Insecta; Diptera; Drosophilidae. Gene Ontology annotation, molecular function: protein binding. The record is from RefSeq and is a predicted model, not a curated record.